Ostrea edulis (European flat oyster) is the source of this 6158-nucleotide messenger RNA. RefSeq lists its product as uncharacterized. The record is from RefSeq and is a predicted model, not a curated record. NCBI's taxonomy places the organism in Eukaryota, Metazoa, Mollusca, Bivalvia, Ostreida, Ostreidae. The transcript has 11 exons. The coding region runs from base 115 to 2685 and encodes 856 amino acids.
GAUUGGUUAAUAAAUAGUUCAGAGGUCAUACGAACUAAAUGAACGAGAUGGAAAUUCAGUGUCCAGGACAAUUUAAGAUCUGAUUACAAGGACUAGCAGCUAGUAGUGUGGGAUAUGAUGGCAGCACAGUCGAAUAGUUCUCAGGAACAGACCAAUACAGAUGCUAAAGAUGAAAAAUCAGGAAAUUUCUCAUUAAAAAAGUCCAUGCCAAAUUUUUCAUCAGGGGAUGAAGAUGAGGAAUUUAUUGCACCCAGUCCUGUGUUUCUGAAGUUUUCCAGACCUAGAGGGAAACCCCAGAAUCAGCAUGAAAGUAGAAAUGAGAUGAUUAUCAAGGAUGAAAACAACGUCUGUAAGGAGGCCUCAACUACAUGUAGUCCACUUACAAAAAGCCGGGUGAAAGAUGUCAUAGAAUUUUCCUCAAUGCUAAAACCCAGAGCCCUUAUGGGCGAUUCAUUUUCUGAUGAGAUCGGUUGUCUUGCUGCCUCAAAAGCCAAUCAAAAUUGUGAAUUAGAUGUAUCUGGAGUCAAGAGGAAGAAGAAAAAGAGGAACAUUAUGAGGGCCCCCAACACACAUGAUACAAGCAGUGACACUUCUCCUGAUUCUGGUCUCAUGGAAAAAGCUCGUAAGUACUCGCAGAAAAUUGGUAGCAGAAUGAGAGAAGAGAAGAAAGCAAUUGCCAAACAGUACUUUCAUGAACUGCUGCAUUCAUGUGAUCAGAAUAUCGACGAAGAUGAAAAGCUUAAAAACUCGGGCCAGGAACAAGUUCUCGCACACAAGAAGAAAAGAAAAGCAGAGAUGGCUUGUGGCAUUUCACAUAGUAGACAAGAGGAACAGGAAUAUCUCAGUCAGGUGGAGAAAGGCCACAAAAAGAAGAGGUCAAAGGUUGCUCAGAAAUGUUGCUCGGAUGGUAGAAAUGCAUUGAAUGAGGGACAAAGUCUUAAGACGGACCAGUCCUCCAGUAAGUUUUCCAUAACUCCAAAUUCUGAAACACUAGUUCACAACAGCAGCAGUGAUGCACGAGUGAUGUCAGAUAAAAGAAUCCUCAGAGAUAUGCUUUCCAUAGAUGGCGCUGAUCAAAGACACGAAAAACCUCAGAGGAGAUGUAGGCAAAAUUUUUACUUAAAUAUUCCAAAGGAAUUACAAUGGCCGUCUGCAUCUGAGUCGGACAGUGAAGAAGACAUUGUGGAUGUGAAUACAGUGUGUUCUCGGAAACAACACAAACCUUCCAAAGGCUCCCCUGGAAACUCUCCUGGUCAUUAUGACCCAGGAAACAGUAUGCAAAUGAACAUAAGAAGGAAUAAUGAGUGCUCCCCAAACUGUAGAAGAACCUCAAGUAAACGAUGUCAGAAUAUGAUUUCUCAACAUCAGGGUGAUAGGGAGAAUGUACACAGUCUGUACAAUGAGCAGAUGUGGUUGUACAACAGUGCUAACUUAUCUGAGGGUGCAACAGCUAUGCAUUCUAGCCUGGUGAGAAACAUCAAUACUGACCAGCUACAUGAAGAUGGAAGAGAAUCAGAAAAUGUCAAUUCUAGGGAGAAACAUCACUCGGGUCAGAAUGACCCCAGUUCAGAUCAGAAAAACAAAGUUUUGAAUCAUGACAUGAGUGUAAUAUCUAAAUCGGAUGAUGAGUCUAUAUCAGGGGAAUCCUGUCCAGAUAUAUUUGAAGAAAACAGUCUUGAUGGAAAUAGUAGGGAAACAUUUCCCAUCAGAAGGAGUCAACGGUUUUUGGAUAGAAGAGACUGCAGGUGGUCAAGUUUUGAAAGACGGGAAACUGAGAACCCACUAAUUCCCUCCCCAGAGUUUUUACAUCCUCCCCAAAGUCCGUUGCUGGUUGCUCGACUGACUUCUCUUGACUGUGCAGGUCAAAGGUCAUCAUCUAGAAGUAGUGUCAAAGGGAGACCAUUGAGACCGAACAGGAAUUGUCGUCAGCGACAUGAGGUAGCACCAUCACCCAGGUCUCAGCGAAUGUUCCAGACAGUCAAUCAGAUGGACGGAGAUGAAGAAAUGGCGAGACGAUUGCAGGAGGAGAUGGACUUUGAGUAUGCAAUGACUCUACAUAAUGCUGAGAACCAGGCUCCAGCGCCGCCAUGUCCCCGGCUGUCAGAGUACCACAGCCACGAUAGUGACUCCCCCACAAUGAUGCUCACCAGGGGGAUGAGGCAAGCCACCAGAGAUAUGGACAUUGUUCUGGAGUCGUUGUUUCAUGAUGAAGCGGAGGACAGUCCUACAGAGAGUCCCAUGAUCGAUUUCCCAUUUGGUCCUCACAUGUUGGUAUCACAUGGUGUCAAUCGCCGGGGAAAUAGAAGCAGAGGUCGUCGCCAUGACUGGACAGAGCGGCUUUUACAGGAAGAACUGCAACAAGGAAGAAAUAACAUACCAAGAAGAAUUCUUUCUCACAGCAGGACAUUCUCUUCCAAUGACUAUGAGGAUCUUCUGAGUAUAGCAGAAUUGCUGGGAGAUGUGAAACCAAAGGGUAUUUCCAGUGACGAAAUGAAUCUCCUUCCUGAGAAAAAGUUCCACCCCAACAACAAAAUAACCUCAUGUUCCAUCUGCAUGUGUGACUACAUUCUGAAUGAGAGACUGAAAAUUCUGCCCUGCUUUCAUGAAUUUCAUGGAGAAUGCAUUGAGAAAUGGAUUGUUACCAAUGCUACUUGCCCCAUAUGUAGAGUGGAAGUGAAACUGUGAAGACCAGCUGAUACGCAGAAUGGAAGAGAGUUAUUUGUCUUUGCACAUUAUCUAGAGGAAUUGUUUUUCAUUUGCAAAUGUAAAAAGAGAGAAAUGUUACUAUAAUUUUUGACUGUAUGAAAGAUGUUGACAAUGCAGUAUAUAUGCUGUACCUCAGUGCUACAACAGAGAGUUAAUAUGAUCUAGUUGAUAAGGUCUAGUUACCUUACCAGUGCUCCUAAACUUUAUUCUAUAAUUUGUUGGUUAUUGAAUAGUAUAGUGCACCAGUAAUAGCUUUUUCUCGUAAGUGCGAUAUAAUCCUUGUAUUUUUGUGGGCAUUUUAUGUAUGCACUUGCUAAGAGUGUUGUAUUAACAGUUAAACAGGAAGACAACUAAGCUGCCGUGUUGUAAUAUGUCUUUCACUUGUUGGGGGCAAUAAAGCAAUAUAUCGACUUGGCUAAGUAUGUUUGUAACAAAUUUUCACUUGUUGGAGGCAAUAAGGAUGUAUAUUGACUUGACCAAGAGUGUUUGUAACAAAUUGUCUUUCACUUGUAGGAGGUAAUAAGACAUAAUAUGUUGUAUUUCAAUUGACUUACAUGUAGGUAGGGGUGUAACAUUGUCUUUCACUUCUUGGGGUGAUAUGUAUCAGUCACCCAAAUGCAGUAAAUUUCUAUCUGGAGAUUGUUAAAUCUACGUUUACAUGUACUUCACUAUUUCCAUAACGAUAUUUUUAUGCCCCAAGAAUUGAAGAUUGGGGGGCAUAUAGUUUUUGACCUGUCUGGGCAAAAAACUUUAAUUUUAGUCAUAAGAGGUAGAGCUUUCACAUUUGAUAUUUCUUGUGCAAGACCUUUUCAUGGACUCCAAAAUCUUUGACCUGGUAACCUUAAGAUUGACUUACUUUUAGAAAAUUUUGAUGUAAGCCAUAUCUUUCAAAUCACAAGAGGUACUGCUUUUACAUUUAACAUGUGCAUUUUUCUGUGAGAAGGUCUUUUUAACAAUACCAGAUUUGUUGACCUUGUGAUCUUGACAUUGAUCUUGUUUUCGAAAAUUUUCAAAAAUUCUGCUAUGUCCUACAGUUCCGCUUUUUUGUAAUCCAGGGGCAUCAGUAUUUUACAAACACAUCUUGUUAUUCUAUUAAUUUGUAAUUCAGUCAUUGGUUCACUUGACCAUUUUAUACAUUUUGCACUGAACAAGGUAUUGUAAACAGAGGGGUGAAAAAAAUGCUCCAUCUUUUAAAACUUUUACCAUCAACACCCUGAUUUGGCAAUGCUGAUGACUGGUCUUCUCUGCUCCUUUGCAAUUUGUGAAGCUUCUUAAAAAUUUGAAAGGCAAUAGUUUAGGUACAGACAUGUGAAAAGUUCUUGUCAAACAUUUCUGUUUUUAUCAUAAAUUUACAAAAGUUGGUGUUUGCUGAAGAAAGUUGGUAAACUUUGUAAUAAUGUGUGUAUUUAUCAAUAGCAGAGUGUCUGUUUCUCAUGGGAGGGAUAUCACAUACAGCAUUCAUUACAGAAUUAUUCUAUUUUUCUCUGAUGCAUGAUAGAACAAAUUUAAGACUUGUGCACGUUUGGGUUUUUUUUGGGGGGGGGGGGGGGGGGGGUUGAUAGACAAUUUUUCACAUUGUUUAUUGUUUCUGGUCCUCUAUAUAAAUACAAAGUAAUGUUACACUAUGUUUGCAUAUGAUGAGAAAAAAAUGUAUCGGGUACAUUUUUUUUACUGAUAGUAAUAAUUACAUGUAAGACAAGCUAAUUGUCUUAAUAGUGGAAUAAUGAUGAUAUAUAUUCACUUUUUUGUUUCUAUGUGUAUGGAAAAUGCAUGGAUUUUAUAUUUAAAAACUACAGAAUACGAUAUGCACUUUACAGUAUCAAUGAAAUUACAAGUUCUAUUUUUGCCCUAGUGAUCACCCCUGCCUCCAAAAUUGCCGGUCCUAUGAUUUUUAAUUUGAAAAAAUUGUGGUGGCAUGUGUGACGUUUAUAUCACUGACAUGCAUGUAUAUAGUUAUCUAUUCACAAAUUUUGAGGGAAUCAAAAUUGCUUUAAUAUUAUUAUACAUUUGAUAUUUUGCUCACCUGAACUUUUUUUAUCAAAAUUUGUCCACGUCAUAAACUUUUCAUGUUUUCACCUCUGUUUCCUUAAUUACUGGAUUAGUUUCAACCAAACUUGGUACAAACUAUGCUUGAGUAAAAGAUGAUUUAAGUUUGUUCAAAUGAAGGGACAUGUUCCAUUUCAAUUAGGAAAUAGUACAUGUAUCAGGUAUUUAAAAAAUCUCAAGAAACAUCUGGGGAAAAAACCAAACAUUCCACGGAAGCUUCCCAUAAAUUGAUAGAAUAGAUUCAACUUUGUUCAAAUCAUAAGCUUAAAGGACAGGAGUUUCACUUGGGAAUAUGUAGAAAAAUUUCCUAUCAAGAACCGCAAGGGUACAAUUUGUCAAAUUUCAAAUAAUAGAUACGGAUCUCCAUUUAGUUUCCAGUUUGUUCAAACCACGACUUCCCUGGCCAUGGUGGGGCUAGAGUAGGAGUUUAAAGUUUUACAUAGAAAUGUGUAAGAACAAUCUGUUAAACCUCUGAUCAAGAAUCAAAAGGCUACAUUCUGUGUAUGUAAGCAUCCUCAUCAUACGCAUGUAGUGCAGAUCAGUUUGUUCAUAUUGUUAGCCCCAGAGCUGAGACAGGGUCACCAUAACAUUUAAAACUUUAAGAUAGAAAUAUCAGUACAAAUGGUAAAGCUAUUUGUUAAUAUGUGAGCGUGCUCAGGUAUUUUAGAUUUAAUUUUGUUCAAACCAUGACCUCGUAGAGCUUAGAUGGGGCCACUUUGAUAUAGUACUUGAAAGUGUAUAUGUGUAGGAAAAAUCUUUUGAAACUUCUUCCCAAAUCACAACAGUAAAAUUUGUCGAAUUAAUACACAGGCAUUCUCUUGUAGUAUAAGUUUGUUCAAACCAUGACUCAUGAGGGCCGAGAGAUAUGAAUUGAUAUGAGACUACUUGAUGAAUCUUCCUUUCAAGAAGCACAAAUGUGCAGUUGGUUAAAUGGAUAUGUAAGCAUAUAUAAGCAUCUUCAUAGUGUUGAUUCACAUUUGUUCAAACGGUAGGGUAACUAUAAAGGAUGUGAGUCUAUAGAUCUGUAUGAACAAGGUGACUGGUACAAGCAUUGUGGCUGUGAAGUUCUGUUUACUGAUUUAAUUACAUUGGUCAAACUUCAUUCCUGUCUCUGCUAUCAUCAGUGUGGCACUUCAGCUAAAACAAACUUGUCUGGUGGCAUCUCUGCAGGAAAAAUCAUACUUGAAUGGGGUGCAAUGCAAAAUAUCAACAAACUAAACGGGUCUUGCCAAAUGUCAUAAAAUUUACAAUGUUACUACUAGAUCAGGUGCUCAGGGCUCUUCCUGGGGGCAAAUAUGGAAUUUUAAUGGUUGAACUUCCUUUUGUAGAUUGAAAUGCAUCCAGAUUGCAUCAUGCAAAUUUGUGUCAAAUAUAUAUAAUGUCUGAUUAAAGCACAGGAAAGUGAA